AUGACCUGCUGCGAGGGAUGGACGUCCUGCAACGGAUUCAGCCUGUUGGCCCUGCUUCUGCUGGGAAUCGUGUUCAAUGCGAUACCUCUCGUGGUCAACAGAGUCGAGAAUGGGCAGUCUUUCCAAAACCCCAUCUCCUGCUUUGAGUGGUGGUUCCCAGGAAUUAUAGGAGCGGGUCUGAUGGCCGUUCCAGCAACAGUGAUGUCCCUGGGAGCCAGGAAAAGAGCCUGCUGCAACAACAAAACCGGGAUGUUUUUUUCAUCGCUCCUGAACGUCAUCACCGUCAUCGGCGCUGCGUACUGCGUGCUGGUUUCUCUGCAGGCUUUCAUGCAAGGUCCUCUCAUCUGUAAUGAUCCAGGCAACGGCACUGCCAGUUGUGAAUUUUCAAAAGACAGUUUCAGGAUUCAUCCCGAAUCCUUCAACCUGCAGUGGUUCUUGAGUGACUCUUGCGUACCUCCUACCAGCUCGACUCCCACCGUGAAUGACACGAUGCCCCAUAACAGGAGGACAUUCGGCUUGCACUUCAGUUCUAAAACAGACAAACACAAGACUAUCCACUUCGUGGUAUUUCUAGGCCUGCUGCUGGUGGGGAGUCUUGAGUUCCUGUUUGGGCUCAGUCAGAUAAUCAUCGGUUUCCUGGGCUGUCUGUGUGGGGUCUCCAAGCGACCAAGAGGUCUCAUUGUGUAAUUUGAUGGCAACAAAAUGGAAAUAUAAACAGUUUGGCUCAUCUGAGAACUACGUUUCAAAGACACCCUUUUAGAAGUUAGAAGCUCAAUAAAGGAACAUUAUCUAGGAAGCAGUAUCAGUCCUUUUAGUCCAAGAGAUGUGUUUUUUUUAAAGUCACCUGUAAUGUGAUUUAAAGAAGUCAGCCUUUUCCAUAUAAAAUAAAGUGUGUUGGUAAAUGCGUAAUGCUUUCAUGUGAAGAAGUGAAGUCCAUCAGCAGUUGACUUGGGGAGCAAUGAGGAGCAGAUUUGGGUGUUUUGCAUCUUUCUGUACUGUUUGCAUUUCCUAACUCUAUUCUUGUGUGUGGACAGGAAGGGAGGGAAAGGGAGGAAAAUGGGUGAUGGAGGGAAGGCAGGCAAGAGGUUCGGAACAGAAGUUACCCUGGAAGUAAGAGUAUGGGACCUUUUGCUUGCAUUCUUUUUAAGAAAAAGUAAUAAAUAUCUAACCUGAAUGCACUCAAGUUUUUAGGCUGAAUUCCUCGCUUACAGGAAAUCCAGGGACAGACACUCAAACUCAAAUGCUAAAGGUAGGGCAGCAAACAGACAAUAGCCUUCUGUUUACAUCAAGAAAAUGUACAGGGGAAAUGAACAGAGGGAUGUGCUGAGGGAGCUGUUCUGUACUGAGAACAGAGAUGGGCCCCCACUGAGUGUGUGGUGUGGAGCUGGCUGGGAAAAUCAAGGAAACUUGCACAAGCAUUGGUGUGGGUGAUACUAAGGACUUACUGUGAAUUUUUAUCUCUGAUAAUGGCUUAAUGGUUAUACAGGAAAAUGUCUUUAUUUUUUAGAAGUGCGUAUGUAUGUGUUUGGGAGAAAAUGUCAUGUUUUUAAAAUACUUCAACCAAGCUCUAGCUGCCGUCUUGCUUCCCCACGUGUGCGCCUAUUCUCAGCU
This is a messenger RNA of Miniopterus natalensis, 1611 nucleotides long. It is a transcript of the gene TM4SF20, whose product is annotated as transmembrane 4 L six family member 20. The record is from RefSeq and is a predicted model, not a curated record. Gene Ontology annotation, cellular component: membrane. NCBI's taxonomy places the organism in Eukaryota, Metazoa, Chordata, Mammalia, Chiroptera, Miniopteridae.